Petromyzon marinus (sea lamprey) is the source of this 3574-nucleotide messenger RNA. NCBI's taxonomy places the organism in Eukaryota, Metazoa, Chordata, Hyperoartia, Petromyzontiformes, Petromyzontidae. The record is from RefSeq and is a predicted model, not a curated record.
GAGUGGGUGAAUGAAUGAGUGGGUGAGUGGGUGAAUGAGUGGGUGAGUGGGUGGGUGAGUGUUCCCCGUGGGAGGUGAAGAGAUGAAGAGGUGAGACGCAGUGGGCGUUCGGAGAAGAGGGGGGGGGGGAGAGACACGUUGAGACGUGGCGGCCUAGGGGAUCGAAUUCGAACUUAGCUGGACAGAGGAGGGAGUGCGAGCGAGAGAGAGAGAGAAGAGAGGGGGUGGAAGUUAAAGGAGUUGGAGCUGAAGAAGAGAGUUGGUGGGGAGCGCGAAAGGAGCUGGGGAGGGAGAGGCAGGGUGGGAGAUGCUGCCCGGAGUUCAGCGCUGAAGCAGGAGCGAGGAUGUGGAGCUCCAAACAACAACAACAGCCCGGAGUGGACGGCUUCUUAGCCGGGGGCAGACGAGGGGUGGACAAUCCCCCACCAGCGGGCACCGACAUGGAGUGGCAGGACCUGGAGAGAAUCGGGGUCUCAACGGGGACCCCCAGGGCGGCCGGAGUCUCGUUUGGGGGCCCUUCGGCGGCUGGGGGGGCUCGCGACGGAGACAUGGAGUGGCAAGACCCGGAGGGUUCGGGGGUCAGCGCUCACCGCGCCAACGCGACCGUUGGGAGCCCGGACUCCGGCUGGAGUGUGGACGCGGUGGGGGGCCCCGGCUGGGGGCCGUGCGUGGGGGGCGGCAGCGGCGGCGUGGGGGGCGGCAGCGGCGGUGUCGUGGGAACCCCCUCGGCGUGGACGGGGGGCCCCACGAGCCGGCAAGCGAGCGUCACGUCGGAGAGCGGCGACACCGGGGUCUGCUUCUCGGACGGCACGGAGGACCGGUGCAGCGUGUCGAGCGGCAGCAGCGGUUUCUCCUUCAAGCCGAUCCGCUCGCUGGCACCGAUCCCCACGGCACACGUCAUGCCAAGCGCCACUCUCGCCGGCACGCCGCCCUCGCCGCCCUCGCCGGUCUCCCCCGGCCACUUGCCGUGCGGCCGCCGGCGUUCACGCACGGGCGCCCCGGGCCCCGCGGGCCGCCCGCUCCGCGCCGCCUGGGACCCCGAGGCCUCGCCGGCCGCCCCCUCGUCGCGCGCCGAGCGGGAGGGCCGGCCCGGCAAGGAGCGUGCCUCCCGCUCGUCCCUCGGGGCCCGGGGUGUCCAGGGGCCCGGGGGAGAGACGGCGUCGCAGGCGGGGGCCGGCCUCCACCGGUGGUCGUCGCUGACGCGGCUGCACGGCGCCGCCGGUGGCGCCGGUGGCGGUGGCGGCGGCGGCGGCGGCAGCGGCGGCGAAGCGUCGGACUCGACGCUGGGCGGCCGGGGCGGCGGGGACGAGUCCUCGGAAACGGAAUUGGCGGCGCCGGCGUCAAGGAGCGCCGGCGGCGUCUGCUCGCCGGCCGAACGAGACGCAGGCGGCACGGACAGCGGCGCCUGGCCGCCCGGGGCCACCGUGGACGAGGCCGGGGUGGCCGUGUGGCAGCAGCAGCAGCUGGAGGAGUUGCGCCGCCACGUUUCGGAUCUGCAGCUGAUGAAUGGUUCGGCCCGGCAGCAGGACGCGUACCCGGGUCUCCCCCUGUCGGCGCUGGCCAAGUGGGACGCUCUGCUCAAGAUGAAGGAGACCCUCCUGCAGGAGAAGGACCUGGCCAUCGAGAAGCAGAAGCAGCAGCUGCUGCUGCUGCAGCGGCGAGUGCAGGAGACGGAGGCGCGACUCCAGGCGCUGGUGCUACCCCCGCCGUCCGCACGGCCCGGCUGGCUGGACCAAGCAGCUCUCUCGCUGCACCUUCAGGAGUCCCAGCUGGAGAGCGCUUCCCUGCGGGCGCAGCUGUCGGAGCGAGCCGGGGCGCUGGUGGCGGCGGAGCGCGGGGAGCUGGAGCGCCGGCUCGCGGACGCCGAGGCGCGGGCGCGCGCGGCGGGCGAGGCGGCGAGCCGGGGGGCGCGCCAGCACGCCGAGAGCCUCGCCAGGGUGGAGGAGAAGCUGAGACACCGGGACAAGCAGCUGAGCUCCAUGCGCAAGCGCGUGGAGCGCGAGGCGGAGGCGAGGGCGGAGCGCGCACGGCGCGUCGAGAGCCUGGAGACCUACUUGGCCGACCUGCCCACCCUGGAGCACCACCAGGCGCUCCGCCUCAAGCUGGAGCAAGCGGAGGCGCGAGCCGCCCAGCUGGAGGGCUCCACGGCGGAGCUCCAGGCCCAGCUCCGCGAGAGAGACAGCCGCCUCCGCGAGAGGGACUCCCUGCUGGACAGGGAGGUGCAGACGGCGGUGGCGCAGAAGCAGGCGGAGCUGGAGGGACGCGCCGCGGAGAUGGAGCGCGCGCUGCGGGAGCGGGAGACGGAGGGCGAGCGACGGUUGGCGGAGAGCUUGGGGGAGCUGCGCUCGCUCCGACAGCGGGAGCAGGAGCUCGUGGCCACCGUGCAGACGCUGCAGCAGAAGGUGGAGCGCUGUCUGUCGGACGGCGCCCGGCUGCCGGUGCUGGGCCUCGAGUCCCUGCAGCGCGACAACCAGCGGCUCCGCGACGACUGUGAACGUGCGCGCAAGAUAAUGGAGAACCAGCAGAGGCGCCUGGAUGCGCUGGCGCAGCAGCGCUCCGAGCAGGAGGCGGCGGAGCGUGAGCGUGCGGGCGGCGCCGAGCGCCAGCACCACGCCCUGCGCCUGCUGGCGGCCGAGCACGACGCCCGAGCCCACGAGCUGCUCGUGGCCGUCAAGGCGCUGACGGCCGAGAAGGAAGGGCUGUUCUCCCGCUGCCUCGAGCUGCAGGAGCGCCUGGAGGGGGCCGCGGGCCCGGGGGACGAGGGCCCGGGGGAGGUUGUGGCCGAGGUGGUGGCGGAGCUGUGCGCUGCGCAGCGGGAGAUGCGCGUGCUGUGCGACGUGAUGACCGCUCGCGCGCAGGGGCGCCAGCCCGACCUGUCCCAGCUGCUGGGCCUGCACUCGGGGCCGGCGGUGACGGCCGCGGAGGAGGCCUCGUCGACCGGUGCGGGCGCGUGGGCCGCGACGAGGAGCCGGGCGUGCCGGCUGCGUGCCGACGUGGAGGCGCUGAGGGCGGUGGUCGCCGACCGCUGCGCCCAGGACGUGGGGGACAACUGCAUCACCCAGUAGCGCCGCCGGCACCACCGUCGUCACCACGUCCCUGCCGCCGGUGCCGACGACGCCGGCGCUCGGCGUCCGUCGAAGAGGCCGCGGCGUCUCGGCGGGGCGGGGGCAGCAGCGGCGAAACUCUGGGCAGGGGGGCAUAUCGAGAAGAGAGCGUGCGUGUGUGCGCGUGCGUGCGCGCGUGCGUUCGAAAACCAAUAUGUGCCAUCCUCUGGCACAGUGAGUGCGUGUGCUGGUGGAGCGGUCUCCGCCGUCGAGUCAACCCACACACACGCCCGGCGCGCUUUCCCGUCACGGCCCGCCAACGGAAGCCGCCGGCGUCUUUUUUUUUUUACGUGGCGCUCAACAGUGCACCUAGCCUGGCACAAGCGCUGCUGCGGUGACCGUCACUUGGAGGGGGACGGUUGGAAAAGCUGCCAUCGACUCGUGCGGUUGGUAGAACCGCGGCUGCUGCUGGAGAGACAGCCCCGCCCACUCCCCCCACCACUCUCCCCCCACCACUCUCUCCCCACUCU